CUGCUCAUUACCCAGCCCUGGGACUUCUGCGCGCACGCCGUACAAAACUCAGCCCAGGGCUUCAUCUGCCCCACUCGAGGCAGGAGCGAAGGAACCUGCGAGAGCUGCCGCUACACACGCGCCCGCGGUUUGCGCCAGUCCGCCCGCCCUUUGCCCUCGCGCCGCAAUCACCUCCGGCGCCGAGAAAACCUCCCCCAGCCGCGAUUGGAAAGUGCCAGUAUUGUUACUGGGGGGGUGAGGUGAGGGCGCGAGCUUCUCUCCGUCUGUCUGUCUGCGCAGAGUGUUUUGGAAGCACCCACCUGCCGCUCCCUCGUUUUCUCUCUCCCGCUCUCUUCGGCUGGGGGUCGCGCGCGCCGCUUGGACGACGCGCGACUCCCCCCCUCCCCGCUUCACUCGGAAGAGGACCUAGUGCCUGACGGAGAGUCGUCGUCGUCGUCGACCCCACCCGGCUCGGGAAGGCAAGCGGAAUGGCGGGCUGUCGCCGCGCGCUGCUCCUGUGCCUUUGCCUCAGCUGGACCAUAGUGGUGGCCCCCGGGGAGCCGGGGCGGGAGCGCUCGGGCGGGCUACGCAAGAGAACCGCCGGCGUCCGCGGUGGUAGCAGAAGCCGGGCAGUAUCGGCAGGUGACCAGCACGCCUCGCUGGUCUCCCCCGAGGACAAGGUCUCGGAACACAUGCUCCGGCUCUACGACAGGUACAGCGGCAGCCAGCCGGAGGAUUCGGCGCCUAGCGCUCCCCAGGUGCUUCACCUUCGCGAGGGCAACACGGUGCGGAGCUUCCGAGCGCUGCCAGCAGGGACCCCUGGCAACAAAGAAGUGCACGUUUUUAACCUGACCUCCCUCACAAAGUCUGAAAACAUCUUGUCAGCCCUGUUGCAUUACUAUAUUGGGGAUCUCCAGAACAGUAGCACAAAUUGCCCUCAACUCAAGGGCUGUCCUUCCCAUGGGCACAGGAAAUCCGACAUGCAGAUUAGCCUCUCUCUAUUGAGUUUUCCUUCAUCAGGAAACCCAACUCGGACUCUGGGGCAUUACUCAAUCAACAUCUCCGCUGCUUAUCAGGAUGUCCUUUCUUGGCAGUGGAAGAACAUCACUCACGUCUUGAAUAAGGCAAAGCGAAACAAUGACCUGCUCAUUGGAGUCAAAAUGGCCUCUGUUGGCCGGCACCCCUGGAAGAACAUGCGUCCCAACUAUGAACCAUACAUCCUCGUUUACGCAAACGACUCUGCAAUUUCAGAACCAGAGAGUGUUGUCUCUAGCUUGCAAGGGCACUGGAAUCCACUGCCGGGUAGCUUUCCAAAAUUGGACAGCCAUUUGAAACAUGGCUUGAGUGAACGGCGGCAAAAACGCUCCACCAGCAUCUUGUUGCCUUUACAGAACAAUGAGCUUCCGGGUGCUGAGUAUCAGUACAGUGAGGAUGAAGGAUGGGAGGAGAAAAAGCACUACAAAACGCUGCAGCCCCGACUGGCGGAGAGGGCCAAGAACAAGAAAAAGCAGAGAAAAAACAACCAUCAGAAAAGCCAGACGCUCCAGUUUGAUGAGCAGACCCUUAAAAAGGCAAGGAGGAAGCAGUGGAAUGAGCCAAGAUACUGCGCCCGGCGCUAUCUCAAAGUGGAUUUUGCAGAUAUUGGCUGGAGCGAAUGGAUUAUUUCCCCUAAAUCUUUUGAUGCUUACUAUUGCUCAGGAGAAUGCCAAUUUCCAAUUCCAAAGGCCUUGAAGCCAUCAAACCAUGCUACCAUCCAAAGCAUAGUGAGAGCUGUGGGUGUUGUCUCUGGGAUACCUGAGCCUUGCUGCGUCCCAGACAAGAUGUCAUCUCUCAGUAUCUUAUUCUUUGAUGAAAAUAAGAAUGUGGUACUCAAAGUCUACCCAAAUAUGACAGUGGAAUCUUGUGCCUGCAGAUAACACCUCCCCCCAUCCCAUGGAGCCUUAUCUAAUCACCCCUGCAUUGACUUUGUUGCUUAACAAUUCCCCCCACUCCUCCCCAUUUUGCACUGCCAAUGCAUUUCAUUCUCCAAAGAUUUAUAAACAAAUAUGAAUGAAAAGAAGUGCAGGAGUCAAGAAGGAACACCCCAUACGUUUCCAUAAUGUGGAAGGACCAGAUUAUAACUUUCUUACUGUGAGAAUAUGAUGGAGGAAAUAUGCACCAGUAACAAGUGUUGCAAGCUCUGCAUGAAAAAAAGAAUGAAAUCUACAAAGAACUCAGCAAGAUGAUUUGAAGAUUGGUAGGAAGACCCUUUGGUAUAUUUCUGUACAAAACAGUUCACCCAAACUGCUGAUUUCCCCCCCGACCCAUUCUUCCAGAAACUCAUGGUGAAGGAAUUUUAAGAUACACAUUAUGUGUCUGUUUGAAGCGAAGCUUUCUAUCUUAGGUUACUGGAAAACUCCCCAGAGUGCUAAACAACUAAUCAGUCUGACUUAUCUGAAGAGCCUAAGAAAAUCCAAUUUAAGAUACUUAUUUUCUUGUUGUAGCAUGUCAGUGGUGCUCCAGUGGUUCCACAAGCAAAGGGUUUCUUUCACAGAAUAUUGGGAGCCUUUCAGUUGCAAGCAAAAAUGUUCUUACAUUUGCAUACCUACUAAAGACCAACAGUAAAUUGGGUGUGGGGAACCUUUGGCCCUCCAGAUGUUGCUGAACUACAACUCCCAUUAGCCCCAGCAAGCAUGACCAAUGGCCAGGGAUGAUGGGAGUUGUAGUUCAGCAACAUCUGGAGGUCCAUAGGUUCCCCACACCUGAAAAUCUUACCCAUUGCCCUAGUGCAAAUCCCUGCAGGAAAAUGAUGAAGGGAGAUGUCAAAGAAGAAGGUAUGGGACUGCCAAGAGGAUAUUGUGGCCAACCCCUUAGGCAAUGAUAGCUCCUUGUGCUGGCAGUAAAUCCUAUCAGGUCUGGUUUAAACAUGAUUGUGUAUGUGCAUAUAUUUUUUAAUUUACUUAUUUGGGGCUCCAUGUGCUCAAUGACAUGUAGAAACCUGGUCACUAAUACUUAUCCAUGCAGUGUCAGCCUGGUAGAAUCGUGUGUUCCUGAGCAAGGAAUACUUGACAGGCUGCAAGCUGGUUGAUGUGCAAACGUAAGAAGAUCCCUGUUGGAUCAGGCCAAGUGGCUAACCAGAUGCCUAUGGGAAGCUUGCAAGCAGGACCUAAGUGCAACAGUGCUUUCCCUACCUGUAAUUCCCAGUAACUGGUAUUUAAAGAAAUACGUCAAAUGAAAUACCAAGUGUGUAGAACCCUGCCAGGUAAUUCCCACCCCCUAACAUGUGCUAUUACAUUUAAGGCAGCCCCCUCACUGAUGAGGGGUCGAGUGCAGUCCCACCAAAAUAUAACAUAAAUGUAAGCAGAGCUUGAGCUGACAACGCCUAAGAAUCAAGCUGAUAUAAAAUCAUAUCAUAGGAUGAAUUUUACAUUCCAGUUACGGUAAAAACCCAUUUCCUUACGUGGACCACGAGAAGUUGAGAACGUGGGGUGGGGGAAGGUUGUAUUUCAUAUAGAAUAUUUACUCUUGCCUGCAACAAAUUCCAUUAUCUUGCACUACUGAGUUCUGUUCUCUAUUCCCUGAUCACUUGUUAGCAGUAACUUCCUCACACAAUUCUUGAUCAAGCUGCCCCUUCACUGGUGCCCUGAAUGAACCAUAAAAUGGAUACAGAGCUCAAUGAAUUUAACUUCCAUGGCCUUAGAGCAAUACCAUGUCCUUAGAUGGCAUGAAGAUACACAGUGUGCAGCACAAGGCAACUUAACUGCAUAUCCAGGAGCUGAUCUUUACUUGGUGAAGCCAAGGACUAAACAGACAUCUAGUCAUAAGUGCAUGACCUUCUUUUCCAAAUUAGUCUUGCCUACAGUCAGAUAUCAUGGUUAGGCAGUUGGAUCAGCAGACUACAUUGCAGUUUGGUCUCACACUGGAUGGGUUCUUUGCAAAUGAAAAAGGAUGUGACCUACAUUAGUCAGAGGGAGUUGGUGGUGCUGAAUCCGUUGCGCCCUUGCGUGUUGCAGAGCGUUGAAAAUGUGUAUGUUGUGACCACACGACCUGGAAAUGCCAGUGUUUGGGGUGGACUUUGACUUGUAAAUGCUACUCAUCUCACAGAAGAUACAAGUGCCUUCCAGUCUCUGCCAAUAAAGCACUGUGCUACUUUCUUGUAUUCAAGUGAAACUCUAGUGCUUGGAAUGGAGCCGAAAGCUUUCAUUUCUAGCUCAGUAGAGUUGUGGUGCAGCUUCAAAGGGCUUGCUCCUCUCUUACUGAGGAACUGAUACAUUCAUUAUUAAGCUAUUUCCUUCUUCAUGUUAAAAAAAUAAGACUUUGUACAUUUUUAUUUUUUUGCUUAGGAAUUAAUGCUUGUACAGUGUCAGUAAAGUUAAAAGAAAAAACCCAAAGGAUAUUUGUAUAUAGAAAGAAGCUUCUAUUAAUGCCUUUAAUUUAUUUUAUGUCUGUUGCCUUCCUGUGUGUUAAUUAAUUUUCACUUUUUAGUAUUCUUGAAAACACCGGUUUUUACAUUAAUUUUACAAAAUUGUAUAUCUAUAAUUAGAGGAUCUGCAUGCCUUCAAAACCAAAUGUACGCGAUGGAGACACACUGAGAAGGGCACUUUUCACUACUGAUGUAUAAGCUUGCCUGAUUUCUAUUUGUUUCCUUCAGUAAUAGGAAUUUUUCACUGCAAACUACUAUGUACAAGUUUAAACAAUUUUUUUUAAUGUAAAGCUUCAUUUUCUCUCUCGAUUUCUAACAGCUACAAAGAAUUUUCAUUUUGAAAUGGGAUAAACAACCUCUUAUUGUUUUGAAAAGGAUCAAAAACAGUUUUUCAACAAAUGGGUUAGGAAGCAAGUGAAAGAGCCCAGGUUCAGUUCCUGGCAUCUCCAGAUAGCUCUGGUAAUGUUUCCUCUCUGAAACCUUGGAGAGCCCCUGCUUGUCUCUGUAGAGAAUGCAGAGCAAUGGUGUGACUUGGUAUAAGGUAAUUUUGCAUGUUCCGACACCCCAUACAGACUUCUUGCAGUUUCAGGUAGACAACAGAAGUCCCUAGAAGAUCACAAAGCAUGGUGGAUGGAUUGCACAUACCUUAAUGAGCCAAAGAUUGGGCAGGACUGCAGUCAAAACAGAAGGGCUGAGACUGGUAUUGAUGAGUUAAAACAAAUGUUAGGAUUUUCUGGGUCAGUUAAGCAGUUAUUGGGCAAAUUCCAAUGGAAAUUAUUACUAGUUUGUGACUCACCAGAAAGGAUUAGUUUAUGAGAAGUGGAUUCUUCUCAAUGGAUUCUUUGCACUCCAUAUCACCAUCAAAGGGAAUGAUGAGAUGAUAGGAAGAAUGCAACUUUUUCAGGAAAAAGCUUUUGGGGGGGAAAAUCCCCAUGUGGUGAAGGAAGGGGCAAGAGAAGUCUUUUAUCUAAGAUUUCCAAAGAUCAAAGUUCUCUUUUAUUUUACAUUCUUCAACACACAUUGCAGGUUUUCCCCAAAAUAUGAGGUAAGACCUGAGUAAAACUUCAAAGGCCAAAAAAUAAAAUAUAAGGCACUAUGUUGAAAACAGGCAAUUCAGGUGAAAAGGGGAGAUAAUAUUUAUGUGCAUGCAUUCCUUUAUCCUGUAGUAAAAUGCAUGUUGCUUGCUCUCUGGGAUGCUCAAAGGUGAACAUUAAAAAACAUGGAAGAUCAAACAUGUAGCUUGAAUCCAGAGUGCGACAACAAUACUAGACCUGCACUCCUGGAUCAGACUGAAAGACCAUCAAGUCCAGUAUUGUUUGUCCAAGUGGCCAACCAGAUGUUUCUGGCCAGUUUCAGGUCUGAGGUGCAUCUGGUACCUCCCUGGCAUCACUAAACGGCAGCAAUGGUGGGCAGACACUGGGCCUGGAAGUAGUCAUCUUCAUGUUAAAUUUUCCACAAAUUCCUCGAGCUUGUCCACCUCAUACAGCAUGAUGAAGAGAUCUAAGAAUAUAAGGCAAACCAAAGGCCCAUCUAGUCCAGCAUCCAAUUUUUACAGCCAACCAGAUGCCUGUGGGAAGCCAAGAAGCAGGAAAUGAGUGCAACAGCCCUCUCCCCAGUUAUGAUCAACAGCAACUGGUAUUCAGAGUAAGGAUGGGAAAUUCGAUCCAGUUCACAUUUAAAGAUGAAUCAACUUAAUUUGCAUAGUCCAAAACAAUACGUGAACUGAAACGGCAAUCCUUCAAAAUUCACACUUCUCUGAAUUUUGCCAUGAAGUUCUCUGGCUGAGGAAUGUGUACCAAAAUGCAUAUACUGGAGUAAAGCAUGCAUAAAAAUGUCUAUAUUAGUGAAAAUAACAUAACAGAAUGCAUUAUAUUAGGGAAAAUAUAAAUAUUAGGGGAAAUGUUUAUGUUAGGCAAAAUAGCAUACAAAGAUGUGCAUACUGGGAGAAAUUGGUACUAAAAAGCAAAUUAAUUUUCAUGAGGACUUAAAAAAAAUCAGCGCACUGAUGUAGAAAUGUGGAAAGUGAUCUUAAAAUUGGAAAAAGGAGAAACUGAACUUGACAGAUCUGUCCAUCCCUAGUUCAGAGACAUGGUGCUUCCAAUACUGGAGGUAGUGUACAUCCAUCUUCACUAGUACACAUCUGAAUCAUGCAGAUCUUUUUAAGGUGCUGGCUCUAAUGGUUGUCAAUUAGAACAUUUUGUUCUGGGCAUCAAAGUGUCUUGGACCAACACUGAGAGAAUGUUGUUUUGGGGGCAUUGUUGGAAUUUCAAAUGAUGGCAGCUGCCAGACCCAAGUAUCCAGUGCUCACUGGGGUGCCAGAAAAAAAACUUUAAAUGGGGUUAGGGGCACGAUAGGCACCAGUGAUGGACCCUGCCUGGCUGAGUCCUACAGCUGCCCAAGGAUGCCAUCUGAUGGCAUGGGGCCUAUUAUAAUGUACCCUUUGGGAUAUUAUUUGUGACGAGUGGUACAACUUUCCACACUCACAUUUUCAACCCAUGCCGGCACCUUUUUGUAACAAAAUGUUCAAGGUUCUAGUUUUGGUGUACAAAGCCCUAUGCAGCUUUGGACCAGGGUACCUGAGAUAUAGUCUUACCCCUUAUAUACUCCGUUGAUCAUUGUGCUCUGAGGUGAGGGUCUCCUGCAAAUACCAUCUUAUCAGGAGGUCCGUUCUGCGCAACAUAGGAAACGGAUCUUUACUGUGGCAGCACCUACCCUGUGGAAUUCCCUCCCCUUAAAUAUUAGGCAGGUGCCAUCUCUGUCACCUUUUCAGAGCCUAUUGAAGACCUUCCUCUUUCAACAAGCCUUUUAAAUAGAGGCCUUAUGCUAGUCUGUGUCUAGACUGGAAUUGCUUUUAAAGAUGUUUUUAAAGUUUUUUUAAAAAAUGUUUCAUUUUCAUAUGUUUUAAAGUCUUUUAUUGUUAAGAUGUUUUAAAGUGCUUUCAGUGUUUUUGUUUGCCGCCUUGUGCUCCUUCUGGGAGGAAGGGUGGGAAUUAAAUUUAAUAAAUAAAUA
This is a messenger RNA of Rhineura floridana, 7390 nucleotides long. It is a transcript of the gene BMP3, whose product is annotated as bone morphogenetic protein 3. NCBI's taxonomy places the organism in Eukaryota, Metazoa, Chordata, Lepidosauria, Squamata, Rhineuridae. Gene Ontology annotation, molecular function: cytokine activity; growth factor activity. Bases 468 to 1895 code for a protein of 475 amino acids. Gene Ontology annotation, cellular component: extracellular region. The transcript is spliced from 3 exons. The record is from RefSeq and is a predicted model, not a curated record. Gene Ontology annotation, biological process: BMP signaling pathway; SMAD protein signal transduction; osteoblast differentiation.